CCAACACAUUAUAUAUACCACACACGUCUCUUGUUUCAUGCACAACCUCUUAAACCAAUUUCUCCAGAACUUAAGAAUAUUGUCCAAAGUUUAGACAAAUAUCACAUAAACACACACUUCCUUGCUCUUUGAUUUCCAAACAUACCAGCUAAGGUGUGUGUGUGUGAAACUCUCGACUUCUCAACUUAGCAACGCUUGAAAUUUUAGUUCACAAAAGUCACUGCCUCAUAGCAAGCCUUGAAUCCAUAUUUGAGAGACACCCAUCCUCCCAUUUUUUAUUUUCUUUUCAUGUUGAUUGAUUGAUCAUGAACAAAAUAUAACUCAUAACUUAAUCCUACUAGGCAGUGUGCACAAACUCUGAGACUGCAUAUUAGAGUUUGAGUCUUCACUCUGAAGCCUAACUUGGGUUUGUGUCUCUCAUAGCAAGAUGAUGGAAAACGGUGGCAAACAGACAUUUGAAGUCUCCAAUGACACGCUUCAACGAGUAGGUUCCAAGAGCUUUGAUGAUGAUGGCCGUCUCAAAAGAACUGGAACUAUUUGGACUGCAAGUGCCCACAUAAUAACAGCUGUUAUUGGUUCUGGGGUGCUAUCUUUGGCUUGGGCUAUUGCUCAGCUAGGUUGGAUUGCUGGUCCUGUGGUGAUGAUUCUAUUCUCUAUUGUGACUUAUUAUACCUCAACUCUUCUAGCUACUUGUUACCGUUCUGGUGACCAACUCAGUGGCAAGAGAAACUACACUUACACACAAGCUGUUAGAUCCUACCUUGGCGGUUUUUCGGUCAAGUUUUGUGGGUGGGUUCAGUAUGCGAACCUUUUUGGAGUGGCAAUUGGGUACACCAUAGCAGCUUCCAUAAGCAUGAUGGCAAUCAAAAGGUCUAAUUGUUAUCAUAGUAGCGGGGGGAAAAAUCCAUGCAAAAUGAACAGCAAUUGGUACAUGAUUUCAUAUGGUGUUUCGGAAAUUAUCUUCUCCCAAAUUCCAGAUUUCCAUGAGUUGUGGUGGCUCUCUAUUGUAGCUGCUGUCAUGUCCUUCACAUACUCAUUCAUUGGACUUGGCCUUGGUAUUGGUAAAGUUAUAGGAAACGGAAGAAUUAAAGGAAGCCUAACUGGUGUAACUAUUGGGACUGUGACAGAAUCCCAAAAAAUUUGGAGAACUUUCCAAGCGCUUGGAAACAUAGCCUUUGCUUACUCCUACUCAAUGAUCCUUAUUGAAAUUCAGGACACAAUCAAAUCCCCUCCAGCAGAGUCAGAGACAAUGUCCAAGGCUACUUUAAUAAGUGUUUUGGUCACAACCGUUUUCUAUAUGCUAUGUGGUUGCUUUGGCUAUGCUUCUUUUGGAGAUGCAAGUCCGGGAAACCUUCUCACUGGCUUUGGCUUCUAUAACCCAUUUUGGCUCAUUGACAUAGCCAAUGCUGGCAUUGUUAUCCACCUUGUUGGUGCAUACCAAGUUUACUGCCAACCCCUCUUCUCAUUCGUCGAAUCAAAUGCGGCAGAAAGGUUCCCUAAUAGUGAUUUUAUGAGCAGAGAGUUUGAAGUACCAAUCCCUGGUUGCAAACCCUACAAGCUCAACCUCUUCAGGUUGGUUUGGAGGACACUUUUUGUGAUUUUGUCAACUGUGAUAGCCAUGCUCCUACCAUUCUUCAAUGACAUUGUAGGGCUUAUUGGAGCCAUUGGAUUUUGGCCCCUCACUGUGUAUUUACCAGUGGAGAUGUAUAUAACUCAAACUAAGAUACCAAAGUGGGGCAUAAAAUGGAUAGGCCUACAAAUGCUUAGUGUUGCAUGCUUUGUAAUUACUAUAUUAGCUGCAGCAGGUUCCAUUGCUGGGGUUAUUGAUGAUCUUAAAGUUUACAAGCCAUUUGUUACCAGCUACUAAUUCAAUAGGAUAAUUACUUAGUGAUCAUGAUCACCAUUGUCAGAGAUUUCAUUAGCAACAAGAAAAAAAAAAGAAGGUAAAUUGUUGCAAAUUGAAAUCAACAGGAAGGUGGUCUUACUUGUUUAUUGCUUAGUAACCUUGUAUCUUCUGUAUCUUUGUUUUUUUUUGUUUGUGUGUGUGUGUUCUCUUACUUUGUAACUUGCUCUGUAUCCCUAAUUUGCAAUGAGAAAUGGAGGAAAUGAAGCAGAGGCUUUCAAAUUAUCAAAGCUUU
Messenger RNA from Glycine soja, 2138 nucleotides. RefSeq names its product amino acid permease 3-like. Bases 428 to 1867 code for a protein of 479 amino acids. Lineage: Eukaryota; Viridiplantae; Streptophyta; Magnoliopsida; Fabales; Fabaceae. The transcript is spliced from 6 exons. Gene Ontology annotation, cellular component: plasma membrane. The record is from RefSeq and is a predicted model, not a curated record.